Rhinocladiella mackenziei CBS 650.93 is the source of this 2103-nucleotide messenger RNA. RefSeq lists its product as uncharacterized. The transcript is spliced from 8 exons. Bases 1 to 2103 code for a protein of 700 amino acids. Lineage: Eukaryota; Fungi; Ascomycota; Eurotiomycetes; Chaetothyriales; Herpotrichiellaceae. The record is from RefSeq and is a predicted model, not a curated record. Gene Ontology annotation, molecular function: ATP binding; ATP hydrolysis activity.
AUGCCAGUAGCAUCCAAAGUUAUGAGGCAGAGCAAGGGUGUCCAAGCCUCUCUUCCAGGACCUAACAACCCUGAUACUCCCCCAGACAGUCCGACUACACAGCUACCCAAUCCUUUUGAGUUUGCCAAACAAUUUUUAGACGCACUCAAGUCUAUUCAGACAUCUGAGCCUAAGGGUACCUCUUCAGCUGCCGAGACUAACGCCCAACAAUCUGAACCAAUUUCUCGAGCUUCGAAGCUAGAAGUUAAGGAGGUCCAUGAAGUUUGGAACCCCAAGGCGUACGAGUACAAGGUUGUUGAAUCUCCUCCAGCUGUUGAGUUGACCGAAUUGGAUACAUAUGUCUUUGUUGUGCGUACUCGCGUUGAGAGGACAAGCUUAAAGUCCACGACCUAUGUCGACAUCAAGUCAGAAGAUCUACGGGACAUUCUGAGAAUCGUGCUAAAGGACAUCAAAUGGCUUAGCCUCGGUGAAGACAAACCUGCCAUUGAGCAGAACUUAUUGUUUCACUACCUCUCUGAGCUCGAAGCAUAUCGAGUUGGGGUAGCGAAUGGCUCUAUCGCUGAUCGUAAUAGUAUCGACGCUCUGGAUCUGUUGAUUCACACCAUUAAGAACCGAUACAAGGCUACCGCCGAACGUCUCAACCCACUUCUAAAAGAAGGCAAAAUCACUUAUGAUCUUCUUUGGGCGCUCUUUAAAGCGAACGAUUAUAUCAUUUCGAUCUGUCCGGGAAGUGGUAAGCCAAAAUGCCUUAGGUACGAGAUGGGUGAAGAGAAGAAGACAGAGCAAGGUGUGAAAUACUUCGAGUUGCAUUGUCAGUAUCUCGAUUUUGACGGGAAGGUGUUCGGAACGGUCCACGCUAAACUCAUUAUCGAGAAAUUCGGUGGAGCCAGACGGAUCAACACCUUAAAUGCAUUCCCCCUCGAGUUCCACCCCAAUCCUAAGAAGAUGAGGGAACAUCUUGCAGCCCGCGGUCAAAAGUUCAUAAAUCUGGUGGGAAUUCACCACCAGAGCUAUAGAGGACAAGCCUUCUUCCAGCGAAAAGAUGAUCUUAUUCGAAAGACAAUCAGCUCGAGGAUCAUAAUUGAUGCCGAACAAUUUCGAAAGAGCAUUCCGAGUUAUCCACGAUUCUUCACUAAAAGCUCAGACUUGGAUCUGCACGAAGAUGACUGGCUUCUUUGCUCCCCGACGGUAAUGGGAUUCAGUUUGCGUGAUAAAUUCUGGGGCGAAUAUGCCGUCGAGGAUAUACGACCCAUUGAUUGGUCUGACUUACCCUUCGCAACUCUGACGAUUCCCUCCCAUAAGAAAGAGGUUAUUUUAGCCAUUACCCAGAACCGUUUGGGUCAGCCGAUUCAAGAUAAACAACCUGGCCGUCCAACAACGUUUGACGACGUUGUUGAAGGAAAGGGGCGUGGUAUUAACAUACUCCUACAUGGUCCUUCCGGAGUAGGAAAGACGUUCGCAGCAGAGGCACUUUCUGAGCACUUUCAUCGGCCGCUGUACUCGAUUUCGGCAGGGGAAUUAAGCUUAAAUGCAGCAGAACUGGAAGAGCAGCUUGAUCGUAUCUUUCGGACGGCAAAAGCAUGGAAUGCACUCCUCUUAAUGGAUGUAUUCCUGCAAGAGCGUUCCCGGCUCAGUCUCGACCGGAACUGCCUUGUAGCGGUCUUCCUUCGCAAAUUGGAGUUCUAUGAUGGAGUCUUUUUCCUAACUACUAACCUACUUAAUGACUUCGAUGCCGCUAUUCUGAACAGGAUCCACCUGAAGUUGAAAUAUGACGACCUCGAUAAAGGUGCGAGAAAGAACAUAAUUACUCAGUUCUUGAAGGCAAUAGACGAAGGCGCGGGGUUCCCAGGUAUCAGCACAGAAUACAUGGACCGUUUUGCUUGUGUCCCGCUCAACGGUCGCCAGGUAAAUGACCCGAGCGAGCGAGGGUAUCAUUUUAAUGACGACUUACAGAUUAGAAAUACUAUCUCCACGGCGAACGACUUGGCCAACGGGAAAGGGGAGCGUCUAUCCUCUUCUCACAUCUCUCAGGCCCUAGACACAAGCGGCUAUGUGGUCCCUAAGUUGGGUGAUAUAUCGAUGGACGAUAGCUUGUAUGAAUGA